Phyllostomus hastatus (greater spear-nosed bat) is the source of this 5431-nucleotide messenger RNA. Its product is annotated as zinc finger protein 211-like. NCBI's taxonomy places the organism in Eukaryota, Metazoa, Chordata, Mammalia, Chiroptera, Phyllostomidae. The transcript is spliced from 3 exons. The record is from RefSeq and is a predicted model, not a curated record. The coding region runs from base 139 to 1524 and encodes 461 amino acids. Gene Ontology annotation, molecular function: RNA polymerase II cis-regulatory region sequence-specific DNA binding; DNA-binding transcription factor activity. Gene Ontology annotation, biological process: regulation of transcription by RNA polymerase II.
UUGUCUUCUUUCAAUCACCGGUCAGAGGGGGCUGAGCGGUGGGCCCCGGUGGCGAGGCGGUGGCAAUAAAUUGCCACGUCACAAAUGCGAUUGUGAGGCUCCGUGACCCCGCCCAGGUGACCCGGCCCCUGGUUAAGGAUGGGGACCGCGGAGACCGGUGCCCCCGCCUCGUCUGCUGCUCCAGCUCCGCUCCGCACACGGAGUCCUCCGGCGGCGGCCGCCGCACUGAGGCGCGGGGCUGAGGUUGUUGUGACCUUUGAGGACGUUGCUGUGUAUUUCUCCAGAACAGAAUGGCAUUUCCUUGAUGAGGCUCAGAAAAUCCUGUACUUUGAUGUGAUGCUGGAGAACUAUGCUCUUAUAUCAUCACUGGGUUGCUGCUGUGGAACAGAGGAUGUGGAAGCACCCAUUGAACAGAAUGUUUCUGAAAGAGUCUCGAAGGUUAAAAAUCUUAAGUCAUCACUAUCUGCACAGAAGAGCCACCCCUGUGAGAGUUGUGGGUUCAUCUUGAGACACAUUUUCCUCUUGGUUGACCAGCAGGGAACACAACAAAGACCAACACUGCUGAGGUGUGGGGCAUGUGCAAAACCAUUUUAUUUCAGUGCACACCAACACAAGCACUGGGAGCAGGACAUAAAAAAGAAUUGUUUCAUAAGCAGUGUGGAUAGGGUCUCAUUGGCAAAGACCUGCAAAUCCCAUGCGUCGUGGGAGCCUUGUACCACUCAUCAGGUUGGAACAUGCUUCCUUAUCAGCUCUAGACAUCUUGAGCAACUGGGCACACAAACCAUGCACAGGACAAACAAAAUCUCUAAGAUUAGAAUGACUUCUCAAAAUAGAAAAUAUCAUUACACCCAAACAGAAUGUAAAAAGACAAUUGGCUGUGAUGACACACUUGUUGAGGGCCAGAGUUUAUUUACAGGAAGACAGUGUUUUGUGUGUUUUGAAUGUAAGAAGUCUUUUUCCAGAAUUUCUUCCCUCCGUGUUCAUCAGAGAGUUCAUACUGGAGAAAGGCCUUAUCAUUGCAGUGAAUGUGGGAAAUCUUAUACCAGUAGCUAUGCCCUCCGUAAGCAUCACAAAAUUCACACCGGAGAAAGGCCUUAUGAGUGCAGUGAUUGUAGGAAAUCUUUUACCACUAGCUCUCUUCUGCAUUACCAUCAGAGAGUUCACACUGGAGAAAGGCCUUAUGAGUGUGGUGAAUGUGGGAAAGCUUUUUCCUGGAGUUCUUCCCUUCAAUGUCAUCAGAGAGGUCACACUGGAGAAAGACCUUAUGAGUGUGAUGAAUGUGGGAAAUCUUUUAAGAGAAGCUCUGACCUCCGUGUUCACCAGAGAGUUCACACUGGAGAAAGACCUUAUGAGUGCAGUGAAUGUGGGAAAUCUCAUACCAGUAGCUCUGACCUCCACAGACAUCAGAGAGUUCACACUGGAGAAAGGCCUUAUGAGUGUGGUAAAUGUGGGAAAUCUUAUACCAGUGGAUCUGCCCUCCGUAGACAUCAGCGAGUUCACAGUGGAGAAAAGCCUUAUGGAUGAGGUGAAUGUGGGAAAUCUUUCACCAUUAGCUCUGCUCUUCAUUAUCAUUAGGGAGUUCACACUGGAGAAAGGUCUUAUGAGUGCAAUGAAUGUUGUAAAUUUUUACUUGGAGCUCUGUCCUUUUUAAUCAGAGAAUUCAUACCAGAGAAAGGCCUUAUGUGUAUCAUGUAUGAGGGAAUCUUUUCCUCUAGCCCACAAGUUCAUCAUGUGAGAGUUCACCCGGGAGAAAGACCUUAUGAAUUCAUUGAAUGUGCCUUUGUCAUCACUGAGCUGUUCACACUGGAUAAAGGCUUUUCAAAUGCAGUGAAUGUGGGAAAUCCUUUCUGUAUCAGUCACCUCCAUUGGCAUCAGAGGGUUCUCACUGGGAAAUGGCCUUAUGUGUCCAGUGAAUGUGGCAAGUCUUUUUGUUGUAUCAGUACUUUCUAUUAUUAUGAGAGUUUACACUGCAGUUAUCUCAGUAUCGUUACCCUACUGGGGCAUCUGUGGGUGACAGUAAAUCUCCCCAGAGCUCACUUCACUGAUACGAAUCAAUGAAGGCGCUAACCACGGCCCUUUUGAGAAUCAGUAGAGGUAAUGAAAUUCAGUAAACACUUAUAGGCAGUAGUAUUGCAGGAUUUGCUUUUUUAUUAUUUUCUUUUUAAUUCAAAUGCACCCUGGGGAUUAAUAACUAUUAUUAUAUUUCUGGGGAAAUCAAGAUCAGGAAUAAGAAUGGAUUUUUCCAUCGUCACACAGUAGACAAGUGUCAGGUUCAAGAGGUUGGCUUCAAACUUGUAAAUCUGGCACCAGUGCUGGGACAGUCUCUACCAUGGCAUAUUAAGUAAUCAGUGCAAGGGAGGAGGACAGCAAAUUAAAUGGUAAAUUCAAUUGUUACGGAUGUUUUAAUUGUUGUAAUUUGUAAGAGGCCCCAUUCCACAAAGUUUCUCCCAUUCGUGGAUGAAAAUAAGUCAUCCCAGACACAAUCUGUUGUUCUGGUGGGAAAGGGGCUGGAGAUUCCCCUUAGCAGAGAAUGCCCCAAGCCCUUCUCUGAAAUGGCUUUUAUUGGGAUCUGUAUGUACAGGGGUAUACAGCAUACAUGCAUAGCUUAUCAAUCAAUGUCCAACGGCUAUAGUUGUAGAAAACAAAUAUUAUCUAUAGAUAACAAUUGAAGGAACACAGAGAUCUGCCUCAGGUCAGGGUCUGUUUGACAUGCCAAUGCCAGAUGGUUGUUAAACCAUAUUUCAUGAGACAAGGAGUUCACUCCUUAUGCUUUGAACUUAAACAUCUGGUUUAUAUCAAGGGGGCUAUAGCAAAGCAAAGCAAAGCAAAGCAAGCUUCAAAGGAUAUAAUGCAUUCUUCAGGCCUGAUUUCCCACCAGAACCCUCAGUGUUAGUAUUGGGAUGUACCUGCCACCUGCACUCCCUGCGUUCUGAUUGAGACUUACCGGCCUCUUUCAAGGGCUUGCUCUUGUGGGGCUACAGUUUCCAAUACUUCACAAAGUGGUCCCCAACAGUAAUUAUCAUGAAUUUCCCACAUUUUCCUGAUCUUAAAGUGUUUAACAUCUGGCUCAGAGUCUUCGUGGGAAAACUAUAUCAUUUCCAGUGGUUCUUCCAGGGGAAACUACUUUAAACCUCAUCUGCACUUUGUUAUUUUAUUUUAUAAUUUUUUAAAUAUUUUUGAGUUUAUAACAGCUCAGAACUAAGGAGACCCCAGUAAUUCAGGGAAGAGUCUUUCUUCAUGUUCACUUUCUUUGGCAUGGCAUGCCUGCAUGUUAUCCACUGUGGUAAAUGUGGUGCAUCAGUUUGACCCAUUGAGUGUUUUUGGUACAUGUCGCUGACAUGCGCUCUGUAGUAUUGAGGACAGGUGGACCUGAUACCUGGGACAUAUUUAGAAGUGAUGCUGGAGACCUAUAUAGUAUUGUUAUCUCCUUGGAGGAUAGUUCACCUCAUUUUCAUACAGGAAACUCAGUGUGCACUUGACCCUGUACUCUGUCAGGACUGGCUGGAGGAGACAGUGUUGCUCACCAUCUAUUCCCUGAAGCCCUGACCAUGUUCAGCAGCCACAUUCUCCUUUCCAGUGUCCCUGUGUCUGCACCAGAGAUCUUUGGGUAGGAACAUAGUCCUUCUGAACACAAGCCCUCAUUCCAAUGCCUAGUACACUCUGGCCACAACUGAGGUUCUUAUUCCUGAUUCUCCAGACAAGGGCCAAUUGGCCAAAUCAUGUUGAGUCAGUCUCUAUGAAGCUCAGUUAGCAGAGUUAUGGUUACCGGGCUUUUUCAGAGAAGAGAGUGAGUCCGGAACAUCUGCAAUCUGCUUUCAUGAUAUCUCCCUAAACAACACAGUCCAUUUAAAGGUACCAGGUGACGUGGGUGGACACUGAAAAAUGACCCCUUUCCCCUUGUUUCAUCCUCACUGCUGUCAGUAGACUGCCUUAGAUUAGUGCUGAAUCUCUAAAGCCCUUGUGUUACUGAUUUUCCAUUUUCAGCAGACUGAGCAAGCAGCCCUGAGUAGCCCUUGUAAGUGACCUUGGGACUUUAGAGCAUUAUUUUUAUGUCAUUUUCAUGUUAACUCAUCACUUAAUCAUAAAUCAAACAGGCUUUCCCACCUAUUGGACACAUACAUUUUUUAGGAUAGAAUGUAUGUGAGAAAAAUUAAGUGUAGCUCAUGUUAAAGAGAAUAAUACUAUUGUACAGUUAAUGACCCCUAAGCAGAGAUCAGGUGUCAGGUCAUUUGUAAGGCCAGUUGAAACUCCUCUUGUUGAACUCUAACAUCAUCGCCAGCCUUAAGCUUUAAGUUGCCUUGCAUGCUUGAUUAUAUUGUUACUUGUAUUUCAUUGAUGUGUUUUUUCUGGUGUGACUUGUCCCACUAAAUCCUACAGAAAGUUUUUACACUCACUCUCAUAAAAACAUGUUAUUAAAAUACUGCUACAGAAUCCUGUUUGCAAAUCAUGCUUUGAAAAGGUCAAAAUGCAUACCCCAAAAUUUCCAUAGAUAUGAAUAUGUACUCAAAAAAUUGAUAACUCAUUAUCUUUAUUAAUUGGGAAGCAAAGUUCUUAAUAGUGAACAUGGAGAGGUUCUGUGUUUUUGUUCAGCAAUGAGAGCAAUACUAGUUGACACAUUUGUAGAGAAAACCCAGAGUGUACAUACUAGGUAACCCUAAAGCAAGUGGAUGAGUUGGCACCAUGUCUAAUAGACACUCAGAAUAUUAUCCCUCUGUCUCAUUCAGUAUUUGUAUUUUUAAGAAGAUAUUAAAUCAUUUACUAACUACACAUCCUAAUGGAUGAUCCACAGAUUUGAUUGCCAUCUAUAUUUUUAUCAGGUACAAUAGUUGAAUUUAGAUGUAUUGCAUAGAAUGUGUCAACAAUCCACAUUAACUUUCAUGACUGCUUGGGUGACCCUUUUAAUGGCAAACUCCAGGUCACAGAACAGUAUCUAUCAAUUAUACCACACACCAAGUUUUCUGAAGACAAUGGCUUAUGUGCCUAAGCAAAUUGUAAAUAAGUUUUGAGUGAAACCCGGCAUCACUCUGGAGAAAUUCUAACUUCACAGUCUUUGGGUAAUUUACCAAGAUAGCUUUCAGGUGAACUAAUGUUCACAGCACAUUUUAAAAGAAUAUAUUUAGGCCUGACUAGUGUGGCUCAGGUAGUUUUGUGUCAACCCAUUAAGUGAAAAGUUGCAAGUUCCAUUCAUGGUCAGGGCACAUAGCUAGGUUGUGGGUUCUGUCCUUAGUUGGGGCAUGGGCUAGAGGCAACUGAUCGAAAUUUAUCUUUCACAUAGGUAUUUCUCCCUCUUUUUCCCUCCCAUUUCCUCUCUCUAAAAAAAAUAAAUACUUUUUAAAGUAAAGACAUUUAUUCAGUGUCUUUAUCAGAGCAUGACAUUUAGAAAUCAAUAUCAUGAGUGUAAACAAGUCUAUAUUAAAACUGUUAGAAUGCA